AUGUGUGCAGCUCUGGGCCCCUCGUCCCGCUGCCCUGACGUCUGCCUAAGCCCGUUUUCCCCUGCCGGGAUGCUGCUCCCUCUGCUGCUCCUGCCCUGGGCAUGGGGGGCUCUGGACGCCUCCCCUCCUGUCCCCACAGGGUCUCUCACCCUCCGGCUGCUCCAAACCAUCAUCUUCCACAACGCCAGCUCCACGGACAUGGAGGGGACGGCCCUGCUGGGCGACCUGGAGACCCACUCCCUGGACUGCAGCACCUGCGAGAUCCGCUUCCUGCAGCCCUGGGCCCAGCAGGGCCUGACCCUGAAGCAGUGGCAGGACCUGGAGAAGUUGAUCUAUAACAAUCUGUCCAACUUCAUCCGUAUGGUGAACGAUCUGGUUGAGGAUGAAGGAGAGGGCUACCCCUUUGUUAUCCAGUUCACCGAGGGCUGCGAGCUCCACCCCAAUGGCACCUCGAGGCGAUUCUGUGAUGCUGGGAUGAACGGCGAGGACUUUGUCAGCUUUGACACGGACAGCGGCAAAUGGGUCGCUCGCCGGGGGGAUAAACUGACUCUCAAAGCCGAGGAGAUCCUUAACUACAACCAGGUUGUGGCCAUCACGCUUCAGUUUCUCCUGAGAAUGACGUGUGCCAAUCAGAUCAAGAGCUUUGUCCAGCAUGGGAAAGAGUCUCUGGAGAGGCAAGAGCGGCCGGUCGCCGUGGUGUUUGCCCGAGCGCCUCCCCCAGCCAGGAUCCCCGCGCCGGUACUGCUGGUUUGCCGGGUCACCGGUUUCUACCCCCGGCCCGUCCGCGUGGCCUGGCUGCAGGACGGGGAGGAGGUGGGGCCGGGCUGGUGGCUGAACUCCAGCGGGAUCCUGCCCAACGCGGACCUGACCUACCAGCUGCGCAGCUCCCUGGCCGUGGGGCCGGGCGCCGGGCACAGCUACGCCUGCCGGGUGCAGCACAGCAGCCUGGGGGGCCGGAGCCUGCUGAUCCCCUGGGAGCAGAGCAGGCCCUGGGGCCCCGGCCUGGUCGUGGGCAUCACCCUGGGGGUUGUGGCCAUAGCCGCCGUGGCCGUGGUGCUGUGGCGGAGCAGACACAGGGGCUACCAGGAUGUUGGACCAGGGGAGUCCAGUCCCUGA
Emys orbicularis (European pond turtle) is the source of this 1116-nucleotide messenger RNA. Its product is annotated as antigen-presenting glycoprotein CD1d-like. Gene Ontology annotation, molecular function: endogenous lipid antigen binding; exogenous lipid antigen binding; lipopeptide binding. The transcript has 6 exons. Lineage: Eukaryota; Metazoa; Chordata; Testudines; Emydidae. The record is from RefSeq and is a predicted model, not a curated record. The coding region runs from base 1 to 1116 and encodes 371 amino acids. Gene Ontology annotation, cellular component: external side of plasma membrane. Gene Ontology annotation, biological process: immune response; positive regulation of T cell mediated cytotoxicity; antigen processing and presentation, endogenous lipid antigen via MHC class Ib.